Molecule: messenger RNA, 360 nt
Organism: Staurois parvus
Lineage: Eukaryota; Metazoa; Chordata; Amphibia; Anura; Ranidae
Source: the annotation of a GenBank genome assembly
UCAUCCAUAGAAACCCAUUCCAUUAAACUCGUUAGGCGCUGUUGUUGUGCUAAUCUGAAGGCCACACAAAGUUUGGAGGUCUUUAGCUAUUUACUCAGCAGACAGUUGGUGACUUCUGCACACUGUGCGCUUCAGCAUGCGCUGACCCCACUCACUUUGUGGCUGAGUUGCUGUUGUUCCCAGUUGCUUCCAAUUUGUUAUAAUACCACUAACAGUUGACCGCGGAAUAUUUAGUAGCAAGGAAAUUUCAUGGAUGGACUGAUUGCACAGGUGGCAUGCUAUCACGGUACCACAUUUGAAUUCACUGAGCUCCUGAGAGUGACCCAUUCUUUCACAAAUGUUUUUAGAAGCAGUAUGCUU